Ornithorhynchus anatinus (platypus) is the source of this 4243-nucleotide messenger RNA. It is a transcript of the gene SLC16A7, whose product is annotated as solute carrier family 16 member 7. The coding region runs from base 430 to 1878 and encodes 482 amino acids. Gene Ontology annotation, molecular function: monocarboxylic acid transmembrane transporter activity. The record is from RefSeq and is a predicted model, not a curated record. Lineage: Eukaryota; Metazoa; Chordata; Mammalia; Monotremata; Ornithorhynchidae. Gene Ontology annotation, cellular component: membrane. Gene Ontology annotation, biological process: monocarboxylic acid transport; transmembrane transport. The transcript has 6 exons.
UAUCAGUGAGAAAGGCAACGUAGAGGUUUAACCAUCUGGAACAUAAAAAAGCCGGUUUAAAUAAGGGAAAAUAUAAACAGUUCAAUUAAAUGAAAGCUGAUAAACGUGCUCCACACUUCACGAUCUACUUCUGCUGAUAGAAGUUAACGGUCUCUCCGAAUUUAAAACUUUCUUGGCCUUUUCUUCAACACCUAAUUUUUAGUUUCGAUUUCAUUCUUGGAAUCUUUCAGGUCUUUAUUGUCCUGGUGAUGUUUCCCCGUGAACCCCAUUAGACGGAAUCUUGGAAAACAAGUGACGAUUGGCCUGGCAGACUUCAACUACUAUCCUCUUCAUAAGGGCAAAGUUCCCGCCUAUUAAUUCCACCGCACUCUCCCAAGCCCAGUACAGUGCUCUCCACACGAGAACACAAGACCCAGAGGAAGAUCCAGAAUGCCGCCCGUAGCAGGCGGACCCCCUCAGUACACCCCUCCUGACGGUGGCUGGGGAUGGGUCGUGGUCUUCGGAGCUUUUAUAUCCAUCGGAUUUUCCUACGCUUUCCCUAAAGCCAUCACCGUGUUCUUCAAAGAAAUCCAGGAGAUAUUCCACACUUCCUACAGCGAGAUAGCAUGGAUAUCUUCCAUAAUGCUCGCUGUUAUGUAUGCGGGAGGUCCUAUAAGCAGCAUUUUGGUGAACAAAUAUGGCAGCCGUCCAGUGAUGAUUGCAGGAGGUAUAUUGUGCUCCAUGGGAAUGAUUGCCUCCUCAUUCUGCAAUAGCGUCAUUGAACUUUACAUAUGUGUGGGAGUUAUUGGCGGUUUGGGCUUGGCCUUCAACCUGCAACCCGCCUUGACCAUGAUCGGCAAAUAUUUCUAUAAGAACCGCCCCAUCGCCAAUGGACUAGCAAUGGCGGGGAGUCCCGUCUUCUUAAGCACAUUGGCGCCGCUCAAUCAGUUUCUGUUCAAUUAUUACGGCUGGAAAGGGAGCUUCUUGAUUCUCGGGGGACUCCUUCUGAACUGCUGCGUGGCGGGAUCCCUCAUGAGGCCGAUUGGACCCAAACCAGCUCCCGCGGCUCUGAAGAAAGACGUGGAAAAUGGAGCUGGGAAUUCCAGUCUGCUCAAGAACAACAAGACUUCUUUCUGCCAAACCAUCAACAGAUAUUUAGAUCUCUCUCUUUUCAAGCACAGGGGAUUCCUGAUCUAUCUGUCAGGGAACGUCAUUAUGUUUGUGGGCUUUUUUGCCCCGAUUGUGUUUCUGCCUUCGUACGCCAAGAACAAGGGUAUUGAUGAGUAUUCUGCAGCUUUCUUGCUUUCCAUCCUGGCCUUUGUGGAUAUGUUUGCCCGGCCUUCUAUGGGGCUGCUAGCAAACUCCAGACUAAUCCGACCCCGGAUCCAGUAUUUCUUCAGUUUUGCCGUCAUGUACAAUGGAAUCUGUCACCUUCUGUGCCCUUUGGCAGAAGGCUACACGGGGCUGGUGGUCUAUGCCGUAUUUUUUGGCUUUGCCUUUGGGAUGGUCAGCAGCGUUCUCUUUGAAACGCUCAUGGAUCUUGUGGGAGCACCUCGAUUUUCCAGUGCUGUGGGGCUGGUGACCAUCGUAGAGUGCUGCCCCGUUCUCAUUGGCCCUCCGUUAGCAGGUAAACUGUUGGAUGAAACUGGAGACUAUAAAUAUAUGUAUUUUUCCUGUGGAGUGAUUGUUACAAUUGCCAGUAUAUGGCUGUUUAUUGGCAACACUAUAAACUACAAGAUGUUGGCAAAGGAAAAGAAGUUGGAAGAAGAAAAGCAGAAAGCGCUAAACCAUGCCGACUCCAAGGAAGCAGAACCACUGACCAACAAUGAAAACGAGGACGUAACCGUCCGAGCGACGAAAAUCCUGGACGAUCCCUCAGAAAGAGAGACUAAUAUCUAAAGUCCACCGUGAUUCAGAGAGUGUUUCUGACUUUCAUUAGAAGUAUUUCUUAAAGAUAUAGGGCAGGUUUUGUAGUUGUAAUGAUCAAUCUCAAUUAUGGAUGGUAAUAGGAUUUUGUUCCGAGGCAAGAUUCCAAUCAGUCGUUACCUUCAGCUUAUUUCUUUUGGUUGGUGAGAUUUUUAGGUUAAAGGACACUGAGUCCAUGAAUAUAAGCCUACUUUCAUCUGACUCUGGAUCUCAUGAGUAGAAUGGUGAUUUGUCUUCCAGUGACAGGCGAUGUUGGACUCAACCAUAGCGGUGAACUCUUAAAACUACAUUAUCUGCUUCGUGUUAUCUUAACCCUCAGGAUGCUACUAAUGGCAUGGACCUCUCCACACGAUUUUUGUUUGUUUGUUUUCCGCUUGGUUUUAAUAGUGGAGUCAAUUCAAGGAUAAAGAUUUUCAAAAGACAGAGUAUUGGGAAAAAAGAACAACCUAAAGUAUAAAACCACCAUUAAUGCAUUACUUUUUUUAUAAAGUAUGAUUUACCUGCAUUGAAAAAUGGAUGUAUUAGUUUUGCAUAAGUCUUUAUAAUUUGAAUGUUAAAAGUCAGGAGAUGGAUGAUAAUCCAUUUUCUCUCUAAAGGCAAUUGACAGUGGGGUAAAUUAAAGUGUUUAUGUUUUUAUACAUAAAGCAUACAUCCAAAGAGAGAAAGUAGUGUUUUAGAAUAAUUACUUAUUAACAGUAAAGAGGCUCCAUAGAUUAGGUUGAUUCUAACCGGCUGGGAUACCACAUGUUUUAAAAUUCGGUUAAAUUAUAACGGUAAGAAAAGUGGCCAUUCAGGAUCCUCUAUCAGUCCUUCAGAGCUUCAGUCAGCAAAAUAAGCCAAGUGAAAGAACCAGAUAAUACUGGAGGAAAUUAGCGACGAGCAGUGGUCUUUUGACCGCUAGUUUAAUUAAGUCUUAGGAUGCAGUGGCAGAGGAUCAUUCUCACAAAGGAUCUUGAUUGGGAAUAAUAACAUUUUUUAGGUCUUGCCUAAUGUCAGAUAAACACCUCCAGAUGCCAUUAGCAGACAUCCGUGUCAGUUAAGAUUUAUGGAGAGGAGAGGGGUUGGACCUCACCCCUUGAGGCUAAUCCACAAUGCAGUAAUUCCUUAGCAGUCAUUUCAAGAUGGGCAGUGGGGCAGUGUGAGUUAUAAGGAUCCACCCUCUCUGUCUCUAGCAGUUUUCCCGGUCAUCCAAGAUAUAGCCUCGUGUGAACUAUGAGAAUGACAGAAUUCCGGUGCUGCCAUCUCGAAGUUACAAAAUAAUCCUGAGUGGGCAGAAGACUGAGCCCAUUUACUGUUGCACUGAAUUUGAGCACAUGUAUCCCCAUUGGCCUGAAUUCUCACACCUAAAGCGGGAAGAGCCCUCAGGGCUACUCCCUGAGCUUUAAGGACCAGGUACGGACUUUGCUCUGUAGGCUUGUGCGGAUGUCUCGUGGAAACGUAGAUGAUGCUAAUUUUAUACCAUCAAAAUGCUACUUUUCAAGGCCCCUAAAAUUAAAUAAGAUUUUUAAAAAUAGAAAAAAAUAGAAUAAAAAGAACCAUGACUGUAUCUGAGAAUUUAAAGUUUAACCUAGGUCAAUUAUUUAAACAGUUUAACUUUGGUAAUUGAGAUUAUGGUAGUUUUAAGAUGGCAGAUAGAAUUGCCUUUUUUAGCUUUAUUGCAGAUAGGGAUGAUCUUAUUCAUAUAAGAUAUAUGAAAUAAGCUGCAUAGUUUCAAAUUAAUAAAGAUUAGGGGCCUAAUUCAUAAAAACCGUAUGCACUAUUUAUGCAAAGUACUUACACGUCUGAUUCAGGAUGAUGCGUGAAACUACCGUUCAUUUUCUUCUUUCUUUUGUAACUAAGAGGUCUAAACAUAUCAAAAAGACUAAGUAGAACAAGAUGUGCCAAUAUCAUAGGUAAAGCAAAUCAGGGAAGAUUUGGCAGGAAAAUGGGUGUAUUUAACUGAGUUGUGUCCAAUCAGAUGUUUAGUUUAGCUAUUGCCUUAUUUUUAAUAUCUUGUAUGUCCCAUCCCAUUUCGUCAUAACAUAUACAGGCUCGCCAAUUAUGACUCUCCUCUUCAAAGCAUCUUUUCAGGAAAAGAAAAUCCCUUCCAUUCUUAUUAUCUCAGAUGUAUUGUUGGGUAUGUGUAGUUCCCAAGUUCUUUGCAAACACAUGGGAAUUUAGUAUGGAUGAUUUACUGAGCAGGAACUCUUCCAAUAAGGGUUGGAGCCGUGAAAGAGGGGCAAGAAAUCCACAGUGUAGUUCUCUCCUCCAGUCAGAAGCGACAGGAAACUCUGUCCAUCCAUUCCUGCUGAUAGUUUUCUGGCAUUUCUGUGUUGGGUAAUAAAGAUGAUAAGACUAA